UAGUCUGAUCAUCUCUAUCCGAACCCACCCUCAACGUACCGUUCGCUUCACUUUUACAUAAGGCUUGUAGAUUUGUAAGGCUGAACAAAAAGUAUUCUAGUCGCAGCUUUUCCUCCAUACUUUAUUCCUAACGCAACUCCAAACGAAAAAAUGUUUGAGAAAAUGGCGUGGAAGACCAUGGGUUGGGUCCGCAUGGAUGAUCAUCUUAUGAAAGAAGAGAUCAUUAAAAAAUUGUUGCACAUCGAUGCAGUCACUCCAGAUAUCAUGAAAGGAGUCGAUCUAACAUUUGAGGCACUCUAUAACAGAGAUGACCUGAAGAAUCUCCUCAAAGAGAGCAAAGUACUUCAGGCAAUAAGCCGAAUUUAUAUUACGAGGCCAAAAGAUAACGCCCAAGCGAUCUGGGAAAAUGGCAUAUUGAACCCAGAAGAUCUCCGACGAAUGAAUAAUCUCAAAACUGAUGGAGAGGUUGGAAUUCCUUCAUUACUCCACAAUAUAUUUCACCAGGAGACGGGAGAUAAAAAAUUGAGGUUCUUCUUCCACCUACCAACCCUCAUAUGCGUCAAAUUUGAACCAAAAAAAUAUAGCGACUAUCAUAACCAUCACAAAUUCACUAUCAACCACCAAGUUGUGAUAGAGAAAGAGGAUGGCGAGCUUCCGGUGCUUGUAACUAAGCAAGAUUAUGUUUAUCAACUAAUUGCUUCAGUCAGGCUAGCUGGCGAGCGAUACGACAAAGAGGGCAUGAAGGUUGUCGAUGAUGUCCGGACAUACUGGAUCGACGGCCAACCUAUCGACACCCGAAAUGUGGCUAUGGAAGGGAAUGAAAAAGAAAAGCAUAUGGAAACAGAGUAUAAGGAAGCUGGGAAUAAGAUAUGGAGUAUCGGAGAACCAGGUCGAUACCUUCUUUUCUAUACUAUCGUCAUCCUUGCUGAAGGCGUACCAAGCUCGGUCCAUGAUAAGAAGUUUCCUGAAUUCAUCCCAAUGUUCCAAGGGGAAAAAGCAUAAAAGAAAACAACAACUCAGCGCGGGACGCCGGAUAAAGUCUGAUACGAAUACUCGUCUUCCUAAAUACAUUGUUCCGGAACUUUAAUCCGACGAAGAACUGGAGUUUCCAAUCCGUGAAGGCGGCAACCCAUCCAAGUUGGUCAAUAAUCGCAAGACCGCGUAACUUCACUAUCUCCACCAUAGAAAAUCAUGGAUAGAGGAGACAUAGCUUUGAGGGUCCACAGCCAGAACCAUUUUACUGGAAUCAAAACUCUCAGAACCACCAAAUUUUCGUUUUAGACGUGUGCUUGAAGGGUAUCGCUGGCGUGGUGGGCGUGGUGAGGGGAGUAGCGGUUCUUCCUGCUCUGAUUUAUCGUAGGAUGCAGGAUUUGUUGCGCAUGCAUCCGUGCGAGUGGUCAGUAAAUGGUGUUGAGAAAACAUUUUGAGCAAACAUGGAUGGGAGAGAAAAGAGUACAUUGAUGGGUUGGUGCAUGAAAGGAGUAUGCUCUUAGGUGUCUGUAUUUCCAUGAAUUCAAGCCCUGUCACCAUAAUUUACUCGUUUGUGACCUAAGGUUGUUGAGUGGCAUAAUGUGAAGUUCUUACUCUCUUAUAUCAGGUAUGUAUACUCACCAUAAAUCUAG
Sclerotinia trifoliorum is the source of this 1622-nucleotide messenger RNA. NCBI's taxonomy places the organism in Eukaryota, Fungi, Ascomycota, Leotiomycetes, Helotiales, Sclerotiniaceae. The record is from the annotation of a GenBank genome assembly.